AUGUAUCUGUUUUUGAUGGUGAUCCAUGUUUUGCUCAUUAAUAAAGGAGUGGAUACCGAAACAUUUACUUUGGGAUACAUCACCGGAUCAAAACGACGUGAUAAUGAUCUUGAAUAUCAACGUCCCGGCCUUCGAAUAUCCGGCGCUAUCACUCUCGCCGUGGAGGAGGUAAAUGCUGGAGAACUUAAUAGGCGCGGACAUAAGUUGGAUUUUCUCGUUGCCGAAACUUAUGGUAAUGAAGAAAUGAGCAUUUUGAUGACGGCGGAUUUGUGGAAAAAAAACGUUUCCGCAUAUGUCGGCCCUCAAGAAACUUGCAUCCAUGAAGCCAGAAUGGCAGCUGCAUUCAACAUUUUAAUGAUAUCAUAUUUUUGCACACAUAACGAAACGUCGAAUAAAAAAGAAUUUCCAACGUUUGCGAGAACAAGACCACCAGAUACUCAAAUUGCAAAAUCCGUGGUUUCAGUACUGAAGGCUUUCAAUUGGACCAAAGUAACAUUUUUAUAUAUGAAUUCAACAAUGUUUGAGUUCAAUAAGAUGUCUACGGUUGCGACUACAAUUCUAAUGUCUUUCGAAGCAGCUGGAAUUACUGUAAAUUAUCGUCGUUCGUGGAACGAACCUUAUCAUGUAACCCACAUGAAAAAUCCUUUCCACGAACUCGUUAGACAAACGUAUCGAGGUACGCGAAUUUACUUGAUACUUGGACAUUAUUAUGAACACAUCGGUCUUUUGAUGGCUCUGGACAAAAUGAAUCUCUUGGAAAAAGGCGAAUAUUUUGUCGUUGGUAUUGAUAUUGAGUUUUAUGAUGAGAAACAUCCGAAUAAAUAUCUGAAAGGGCUAUUACAAAAAAACAUGGAUUUUUCAAUAGUACGAGCAUAUCGAAGUUAUUUCAGCAUUGUUGCCUCUGCCCCAAUCAAUUAUAUGAAUUUCACUCGACUGGUUAACAAGUAUAGAGAGAAGCCACCAUUCAAUUUUACGAAUCCAUCAGCAAAUGUCGGAGGAAUAGUUCAGAUAGUGCCGGAGACAGCGUAUCUAUAUGAUGCAGUGCAUCUAUAUGAAAGAACAUUGUUGCGGGCACUAGAUGAAAAGAAAAACCCAAGGAACGGACGAGAAUUGGUAUCCACAUUGCACGGAGUCCAUUACCAAAGUGCUAUGGGAUAUUUGGUAUACAUGGAUGAGAAUGGAGACGCUGAAGGUAAUUACACGUUAAUUGCAUUGGACAAUCGACCUGUAAAAGGCUAUGGUCUCUAUCCUAUUGGGUAUUUCAUUGGAAAGGAACAAGACACAAAUUUGCCAAAGCUUCAGUUAAAUAGAAAAAUACAAUGGCUCGGAAAUGGACCACCGAUUGCAGAGCCUUAUUGUGGAUACUAUGGCGAAAAAUGUUACUCUCAUACUGGCAAAAUUAUAGGGGGCAUCCUUGGCACAUUGUUGUUCAUUGUUACAAUGAUUAUCUUAUUUUUUUAUAAAAAUUGGAAAUACGAACAAGAGAUAGAUAGUUUGCUUUGGAAAAUUAACUAUAAAGAUAUUCAAUUCAAGGAAUACACAGAAAAGCGAACAAGUCAAUUGUCACUAAAUUCUAAUACAGAUGCGGAUUUUCGAUAUUCGACGAUUUAUACACAAAUCGGACUGUAUAAAGGUCAAAUUUUCGCUGUUAAAAAAAUCAGAAAAAAAUCGAUUGAGAUCACGGAAAAGAUGAAAAGAGAACUAAAAGUGAUGCGCGACAUUAGACAUGAUAACUUGAAUUCCUUUAUUGGUGCUUGUAUCGAACCACCUAACAUAUGCGUCAUCGUCGAAUAUUGUGCACGUGGUAGUCUCAAAGACAUAUUGGAGAACGAAGAUCUGAACCUCGAUAAUAUGGUCAUUUCGUCUCUUAUCGGCGACAUUAUUAGAGGUAUGAUCUAUCUGCACGAAUCGGUAAUUAAGUAUCACGGAUCGCUGAGUUCUUCCAAUUGUCUUGUGGAUUCACGGUGGGUCGUAAAAUUAACGGAUUUUGGGCUGAAUGAAUUUAAACGAAAUGAGGAACGUAAUUCUAACGUCAUAAAAACAAACCAUGGGUUGCUAUACAAAGCACCUGAGUUAUUACGCUGUACUUCUCUCCGGGAGCUAAAUGUUCGUGAUUUGCAAAAAGGGGAUGUAUAUUCAUUCGCCAUAGUUUUAUACGAAUUACAAGGGCGACAUGGACCAUUCGGUAUCACUGAUUUAUCAACAGAUGAAAUAUUAAAAAGAGUAAAAAACCCAGAUUAUGAAAUAUCACCGUUUAGACCACCAUUGGAUCAAUUGGAUAAUACGUUCGAUUUCGUUCGUAAAUGUUUGCUCGAGUGCUGGUCAGAAAAUCCGGAGCUUCGUCCAGAUUUUAAAACGAUAAGAUAUAAGUUGANUCCUUUCAGGAAAGCAAAUAUUUUCGACAAUAUGAUGGCAAUGAUGGAAAAAUAUGCAAAUAAUCUUGAAGCACUUGUUGACGAACGAACAGAUCAAUUAACUGAAGAAAAAAAGAAAACAGAUGCAUUAUUAUACGAAAUAUUACCGCGUUACGUAGCCGAACAACUAAAAAUGGGACAUAAAGUAGAGGCUGAAAGUUUUAUGUAUAUUCGCAUAUACAUAGAAUAUAUAGCUACACAUCUCACUUUUUUCUUGCAGAUUGUUGACUUUCUCAAUGAUUUAUACACAUGCUUCGACUCGACGAUAGAAAACUAUGAUGUUUAUAAAAUCGAGACCAUCGGGGAUGCUUAUAUGGUGGUGAGCGGUUUACCGAUAAGAAAUGAUAUUCAGCAUGCUAGUGAAAUAGCGAGCAUGUCGUUGUGUCUUUUAAAUGCCAUUAAACAGUUUACCAUUCGUCACAGACCGUUUGAUAAACUACAACUUCGCAUAGGAAUACAUUCUGGUCCAGUAUGCGCUGGCGUGGUUGGAUUGAAAAUGCCACGGUAUUGUUUAUUUGGUGAUACAGUGAACACCGCUAGCCGUAUGGAAUCCACAGGAUUACCGCUUAAAAUUCAGUGCAGCUGUGAGACGAAGCAACUAUUAGAUCAGCUAGGAGGAUUUAAUCUUAUCGAGCGAGGGGUGAUUUCCAUGAAGGGGAAAGGCGAACGUUUAACAUAUUGGUUAAUCGGAGAAGAUCCAUUAUUACGUAGCAAGCGUAGCAAGGAAAGAGCAAGCAAACAAAGCGGUAAAAAAAUCAACGUGACAAAUGUUCUAGUUCCUCGAAGUUCUCUAAAGAAUAAAUCUCUCGUCAGAUCAACUUUCGUGAGACGUUCCAGCGUUUCUCCGAAACGCUUACGAUUUAUCAGCUCAGAUCAGCUUGAUCAAAAAGGUUCCAGGAUAAGUCAAUCAGAAUCGAUAGCUGACAACAACUUAUGCAAAACGAAGAUUUCAUGCGUGUUACGAUCGUCCUGUAUGGAAAACUGGAAAUCCUCCAGCAAUUCGUGUCCCUGUGUCAAGAAGCUCUACGAUCAGGAACCUCAACCAGAAUUGAUAAAACACGAAUUGUCAUCGAAUUUCAAGAAUGUAUCGCUGUUUCGAGCCAAUAUGAUUCAUAGUAAUAAGGGUCUUGUUUGUUCUGAAAUCAAAAGUUUUCGUUUCAAUACACCCGGGAUACUCUUUACUUGUAGAUCAGUACCCAACAGCCCCAAGCAUAGCACACCACAUCUAAACAUUCAAAAGAGAGCGGUGAAGUCGUACGAAAAAAUCGAUGAGUGCGAUGCGACACCACUAAUCUAUUAUCCAGAUGAUUGCUUGGAUUCAGAAAUUUAA
Messenger RNA from Atta colombica, 3744 nucleotides. Its product is annotated as guanylate cyclase 32E-like. Gene Ontology annotation, biological process: receptor guanylyl cyclase signaling pathway; cGMP biosynthetic process; protein phosphorylation. The record is from RefSeq and is a predicted model, not a curated record. Gene Ontology annotation, molecular function: peptide receptor activity; protein kinase activity; ATP binding. The transcript is spliced from 20 exons. NCBI's taxonomy places the organism in Eukaryota, Metazoa, Arthropoda, Insecta, Hymenoptera, Formicidae. The coding region runs from base 1 to 3744 and encodes 1247 amino acids.